CAAUCUGUGCAUGACACAGCGGUGUGUCAUUUUAAAAUUUAAUCAAACCACUAAUACACUUGGUCGUCUCCAACAAGGCAUUUAUGUUCCUAAUGACCUUGUCCAAUGGACCAUUAUUUAUACAGGCUUCCUGAGAGUGGUCACCUCUUGUUAGCUUCCACAAGAAACAGAAGAUCGGAAGAAGAAACACUGAAGGGACAAAGUUCAGACUAUGCCCGCUCUAGAAGAACAACCCAAUCGUGGGCAGAACAUAACCGAGAGAGGAGCACUUUGCAGCAAAAUGUAGUUUUUUCUGCCUUUUUCCAUGCAAUACAUCUGCUUGGCUGAUUUAAUUGGCCGAGUGUAGACUGAGGGACCAAUGGAGCAGGUCGGGGAGGAUUUGAACCUCUCCUUUCUGCUGGAACAUGAAAGAGACAUUAUCCUGAAAGUGCUGCAGAAAGAUGAGAAAUUGAGGAAACGAGAGGAGAAAAGGAUACGGAAGCUUAAGAAUGAGCUGCUGGAGAUCAAACGAAAAGGUUCCCGUCGAGCCAAGGAGCUGGAGGAGCGACAGUGCGCUCGCUGCCUGAAGAGUUUGGGACUCAUCUUUGACCGCGGAGAUCUCUGCAAGGAGUGUCAGCUACGCAUCUGUAGCGACUGCCGUGUAACAAAUCCCAAAGCACGCCAGUGGAGGUGUAACGUUUGUGCCAAGAUCUCGGAGCUGAAGGUGGUAACAGGAGAGUGGUUCCUAGAGGAGCGGUCCAAGCGCUUUGAGCAGGGAGUGCCAAGUGGUGACGUGAUCAAACAGACAAUCAUGAGUAGUCCAAUCAUCCCAGAAAAAAAGUCAACAGAAAACCAGUCAGCCACUUCUGAGUCAGAGAGACCCAACACCCCGAAAUCCAACAGAAGUGCAAUACUCAACAUUGUGGAUGGUGCCAGGAAGAAAGGAAGGAUGAAGAUGGAUAAAAAAGGCAGCCGAACGACCUUAAAGCCAGAGAACGAAGUCAACAGCGUCAGUGUCAAAUCCGCUUCGGAUGGAGAGACUCCUAGCGUACGGAGCGUUCGCUCUGCUCAGAGUCCACGUUCAAACAGGGGCGGUGCGGUGGCCUUGGAGUCCUCGGGGAUGCCUAUGGUACCCAACAACCUGCGUUUCCAAACUCCGGACAGAUCCUCCAUUACGAGCGAAAACCGGAGGGUCAGGCCUGACGGAGCGGAGAGUGUUGCCAGCGUACACCCCAGUGACAGUGCGCCUGAGAAAAAAGCUACGGGCCAUCACAGGACGAAUUCGGACGCCCCGACCAUUUCUGUGUCCAGGGCCUCGGUUUCAUCAGAUCACAGUCGCUCAGAGAUGGACCUGUCAGCUCCUGGUUCUGAACCCAGUGACGACGCCCCCAGUCUCAGGAGCCGUUCAGUCCCCAGGCUUAACAAAGAGGAGUUUUCUGAUGAGGAUGCGGAGGAAGACAUCGAUGCCCUGAUGUCGGCUCACAGCAAGACUGCCAACCGACGCUUAAGCAACACGCUGUCAACGUCUUCCACCCCUGGCUCAGAGAGAAGGUGGGGGUACCUCAAUGUCCCCGACUCAGAUGCUGAGACUAGUAGUAUAAACAGCAUGAUGAGCAUGUACAGUGAGACUGGUGACUAUGGCAACGCCCGGGUGAGCGGCGAGAUCCUGCUGAACAUCAGUUACAGCUACAAAACCGGGGCUCUCAACGUCCUGGUGAAAGAGUGUCACAACCUGGCAACAGGAGAUGAGAAGAGGCAACGCACAGACACUUAUGUAAAGACUUACCUGCUGCCAGAUAUGUCAAGACAGAGCAAGAGGAAGACAAGCAUCAAGCCCAACACCAUUAACCCUGUUUUCAAUGAGAACCUGAGGUACGUGAUCAGCCACACGCAGCUGGAGACUCGAACUCUGCAGGUCUCCGUGUGGCACCACGACCGGUUUGGACACAACAGCUUCCUGGGAGAGGUGGAGCUGACCUUUGACUCCUGGGAGUUUGAUUCCCAGAUAGAGGAGUGGUACGCACUGCAGCCCAAGGUGGAGAGCAAUAUAGACUCCACAAUGCAGUAUAAAGGAGAACUGACUGUCGUGUUGAAGUACAUACCUGCAGAGAAGAACCUCAUGCUGCCGCUGGACCAAGUACAAGUGAAGAAAGGGUUCCUGAAAAGCAAGAAGAAGAGCAGCUUCACUCUGCCUAAAGGGGGCAUGGUUGAGCUCCUGGUCAAAGGAGCCAAAAAUCUAACUGCUGUCAAGUCUGGAGGCACUUCAGAUCCUUUUGUGAAAGGAUACCUCCUCCCUGACAGCAACAAGUCAACCAAGCACAAGACGGUGGUGGAGCGACGCACUGUGAACCCGCAGUGGAACCACACCUUUACCUACUGCGGGCUGCAGCCAGGAGACCUCAACAACGUCUGCCUGGAGCUCACCGUGUGGGACAAAGAAGCCCUGGCCAGCAAUGUCUUCCUGGGAGGGGUCAGGCUCGGAGCUGGCACAGGCACAAGCUAUGGGAACGAGGUAGACUGGAUGGACUCAUACGGGGAGGAACAGCGGCUAUGGCAACGCAUGAUUGAAAACCCAGAAGUCCCUCAUGAGUGUACUCUGAUGCUGCGAUCCAGCAUGCGCAAGUUCAACACAUGAGCCAAAUCAAAGCACAGACAAGAGAGGAUAAAAAAUAAUAAAAGAGGGGGGAAGAGGUAAUGUGAUGGCGGGAGGAGAGAGCUGGAGAAGUGGAAUGGUCAAGAAAAACAGAGGGUCCAGGACUCAAAUGCUCAUAAAGGAAGCAAUACUGUCCCUCUCCCUAUUACUUCUUCUUUCCUCCUGGGAUGCCCUGUUCAGCCAGUCAUGCCUUACAUACUCAUCCACAUGUCGUCGUCAUU
Messenger RNA from Perca flavescens (yellow perch), 2853 nucleotides. RefSeq names its product synaptotagmin-like 5 (gene sytl5). Gene Ontology annotation, biological process: exocytosis; intracellular protein transport. Bases 359 to 2614 code for a protein of 751 amino acids. The transcript is spliced from 18 exons. The record is from RefSeq and is a predicted model, not a curated record. NCBI's taxonomy places the organism in Eukaryota, Metazoa, Chordata, Actinopteri, Perciformes, Percidae. Gene Ontology annotation, molecular function: phospholipid binding; neurexin family protein binding; small GTPase binding. Gene Ontology annotation, cellular component: plasma membrane; exocytic vesicle.